Messenger RNA from Parastagonospora nodorum SN15, 876 nucleotides. RefSeq lists its product as hypothetical. Lineage: Eukaryota; Fungi; Ascomycota; Dothideomycetes; Pleosporales; Phaeosphaeriaceae. The record is from RefSeq and is a predicted model, not a curated record. Bases 1 to 876 code for a protein of 291 amino acids. The transcript has a single exon.
AUGGUUUACAAGUUUCUAAAGGACCAGGGCAGUCAAGAUAUACCCCUGGUCAAAGAAAUGCAUCACUACGGGACAUCCGAGGAUCCGUUCCAAUUCACAGUCAUGUCCCGAGCCAAGGGGGUGCCGUUAUCCAACGUCUGGACAAGUCUCUCCCCCGAAGAGAAGAAGGGUUAUGCCCAGCAGAUUACUGCAGCACUUCGAGAAUUACGCCAGCACACAUCUCCCGUUCCUCAGUUAUUAGAUGGCAGCCCUCUUCCAGACGCUGUCAUAGGACGAUGUCCCUGGCCAAGCCAGUGCAAAUAUGUUGAAAAAGACAAGGAAUGGAUUGAUGGUAUGGCUGAUGAGCUUCGGGCCGGAAUAGCGAAUCUAAUGGAAACCGAGGAUAAAUCCGUUAUUGAAUUGAGGCUACAAGAACUCAGAGACAACUUCCCAGACGGAGCACCAUACGUCCUCACCCAUGCUGACCUUCACUUCGCCAAUAUCAUGGUCCACGACGGCAAGAUUGAAGCCAUCUUCGACUGGGACACUGCCGGCUACUACCCCUGGUGGGUCGAGCGCUUCACAACCUACCAACGUUCAAUUGAUCCCGACCAUUCAGACGAACUGUUUGACCUUGUGUGGGCGGAGCUCGAUCCAGAUUGGAGUAAAGAGCAGUUCGAGAGCAAAAUCAGCACACCGAUUUGGGAAACCACCGACGCAUGGUACCGCUGCGAAACAACACACUCAGAGUCGCAUGACGUUUGGUUCCGCCCGGCUUGGUGCGAGUGUAAGCCUUUUGGAGGCCUGCUCAGAAGGAAAGAAUUCGACUCAGAGCUAAAGCAUGAAAUCGGUCCCGACACCAAGACGUGGCCCUGGAAUAUGAGCGCGUGGCUUUAG